Silurus meridionalis is the source of this 2570-nucleotide messenger RNA. RefSeq names its product wingless-type MMTV integration site family, member 2Bb (gene wnt2bb). Bases 496 to 1632 code for a protein of 378 amino acids. Lineage: Eukaryota; Metazoa; Chordata; Actinopteri; Siluriformes; Siluridae. The transcript is spliced from 5 exons. Gene Ontology annotation, cellular component: extracellular region. Gene Ontology annotation, biological process: canonical Wnt signaling pathway; multicellular organism development; neuron differentiation. Gene Ontology annotation, molecular function: cytokine activity; frizzled binding. The record is from RefSeq and is a predicted model, not a curated record.
ACUGAUGGCAUAGCACAGCGGAAGGUUCUUGUCAGCUGUUGUUUGUUGCACAUCUGCAUGAACACCAUCACACCUCUGUAGAACGGACACACCACUUUCAAACGGGAAGAGAGCGCGCGCUGCCUGCUCACGCGUCCUGCGCUCUGCUGAGACCUUUAUAACGCUUUCAAAAAAGGAGGUGGGAGAAAAGAAAGAGAGAGGAAGAGGGAGAGAGAGAGAGAGAGAGGGAAAGAGUGGGAAACGCUUCCUCCAGCGCUCUGGCUCGGAUUAUUUCUGGUGCGUGUGCCAGCUGCUGGGGAAUACUUUUAAAUGGCGCGCGGCAAGAGCCGAUCAGAGAGAGAACAGGAGCGCGCGCGGAGCGAACAGCAGCCUUGAGGAACGCAACGAUCCACACACACACACACACACACACCCCGUCACCGCGGCGCACGGAGUGGCAAACACGCAGCGGUGUACUUGUAGCGUAGCGUCGCGCACUGGCGGACAGACUGAGCGAUGUUGGGCUUCAGUAAAGGUCACGGCUCGCUCAGGAUCCUCGGUGAAUCCGCCGCGCGCGCCACCGGCGCUUCCUCGCGCCUCUACUGCACGUUCAUCCUUCUCAUCCUCAUCCACACACCCCGCGUGGACUCGUCCUGGUGGUACAUUGGUGCUUUGGGUGCACGGGUUAUAUGUGAUAAUGUGCCAGGUCUGGUAAAUAAGCAGAGACAGUUGUGUCAGAAGUAUCCAGAUGUAAUGCAGUCGAUCAGCGAGGGAGGAAAGGAGUGGAUCCGUGAGUGCCAACACCAGUUCAGACACCACCGCUGGAACUGCAGCACAAUUGAGCGUGACCACACCGUCUUCGGCAGGGCCAUGCAACGAAGCAGUCGGGAGGCCGCCUUUGUGUAUGCAAUCUCCUCUGCGGGUGUUGUGUACGCCAUUACCCGUGCCUGCAGCCAGGGGGAGCUAAGGACGUGCAACUGUGACCCACACAAGCGUGGCAAGUCAAAGGAUGAUCGAGGCGAGUUUGACUGGGGUGGCUGCAGUGACAACAUUAACUAUGGGAUAAAGUUUGCAAAAGCAUUCAUAGAUGCCAAAGAGAGGACGGUGAAGGAUGCACGGGCACUUGUGAACCUUCAUAACAAUCGCUGUGGCAGAAUGUCAGUAAAGCGCUUUAUGAAGUUAGAGUGCAAGUGUCAUGGCGUCAGUGGCUCCUGCACCUUAAGGACUUGCUGGUUGGCGAUGUCCGACUUCCGGAAGACCGGUGAUUACCUCCGUAAAAAAUACAAUGGCGCCAUUGAAGUCACGGUAAACCAAGAUGGAGCAGGAUUCACUGUGGCUCACAAGGACUUCCGGAACGCAACAAAAAAUGAUCUGGUGUACUUUGAGAACUCACCUGACUACUGCCUAAUGGACAAAGCUGCAGGUUCUUUAGGCACGGCUGGCCGUGUGUGCAACAAAUCAUCUCGAGGGACAGAUGGCUGUGAGGUGAUGUGCUGUGGCCGGGGCUACGAUACCACACGUGUGAAGCGCAUCACCAAGUGCGAAUGUAAGUUCAAAUGGUGCUGUGCUGUUGAGUGUAAAGACUGCGAGGAGGCUGUGGAUAUACACACCUGCAAAGCUCCGAAACGAGCCGAGUGGCUGGACCAGACCUGAGACUCUGCCAAGUUCGGUCUUCCCCCGUCUUUUCAAGAUCUCCUGUGAACGAUGGUAUUCUGGGAUAUAAAGUCCAUCCUUCAUGGCUCCUGACCCUGAUUCCUAUUCCUUGUUGCAUGGCUUUAUUAUAACUCUCCGUGAAAGCACUACAACUAAAAAAAAACUCUGCAUUUCCCAUGAGCGUCUUGCACACUAUGUCCAACCCGGCACAUUACUCUGCCUCUCUCUUACUCUUUAUUUUAUGGUAUUCAUUUGGGCAGGAGACACGAAGAGUGUAAGAAUGAGCUGUGUUGCAACUGUGAACUUUUUUUGUUGGUGUUUUUUCUAUGUCUUGGUUCCUGUGAAUUUCCAAAGAUAUGCUGUUCCUCGAGUAGUGUUUUGUGCUGCAUUUAAAAUGCUUUAAGGACUUUAUAAAAGAACUCAAGGCCUCACUAUAAUACCACUUACCUGUUACUAAGAACACAUCUAUGUGCUUUGUACCAGUCAUACCCCUAUAACUUUGUCUGGCGUUGACUGAUACAAAUGUGAAUGGAGGCAGCAGCGUGAAGAGAAGAAAUCGCCUAGCGCUUUGCACACUUUUCCACUCACAAAGUGGCCAGAUUUUGGACAGAAGACUUCAAAGGAUUUUACAGAACUUUGUAAAAGAUGAGGAGAAAGAGAGACCCGAAGUUUUUAAAGGAUCGAAAUCUAAAGAUGAGCCUGCACUAAGAACACUAUCUAACCAAAAAUGUAAAUAUUAAAGCGUAAAUCUACAAUUAAAGAAAUGCGUAAUUGUAUGAACUUUAAUACUAAACAUGUGGUCCAAAACAUCUGUUCAAAUUAUAAUUGGAAUUAAUUAUAAUGUGUCAGAUAAAUGCUGAUGUUUUGGAUCUUCUGUAUAACUUCUGUAUUCUGCAUUAUAUUUAAACAAAAGUUCACAUAAAAUUAUGAAGUAUUAA